This is a messenger RNA of Daldinia vernicosa, 408 nucleotides long. RefSeq lists its product as uncharacterized. The coding region runs from base 1 to 408 and encodes 135 amino acids. The record is from RefSeq and is a predicted model, not a curated record. Lineage: Eukaryota; Fungi; Ascomycota; Sordariomycetes; Xylariales; Hypoxylaceae. The transcript has 3 exons.
AUGAUCGCCGUUGGCAGCGCUUUACCUCCAGAGGCAAAUAUGCCACCACCUAACUCCACCUUUCCACAAGCAGAUCGAAACCGCAACCAAUCAUGUGGACACUCCACGCGCAAGAAACGACGGGCACGACGGGAACUACCCAACGCCACGGCCGAAAACGUCCAGACAUGGCUGGCCAUGGUGCUCUACCGUCGGUCCCAUCCAGACCCCCAGCGCAUCCUAGACAAGCUACCGUGGACGGGUCGGGACCUGCAUCGUGCUACUUACCUGACGACGAGAUAUCGGCUGCGAACCGAAUCUGACGGCUGGCUUAUUGCCUACGACAUCUCUGAUGCUGUGAAGCAAUCACGCCGACGGGCGAGGUUACGAAAGAAAGGGCUUGAAUCUAGAAAGGCUACGCUAGAGUAA